Molecule: messenger RNA, 2586 nt
Organism: Nelumbo nucifera (sacred lotus)
Lineage: Eukaryota; Viridiplantae; Streptophyta; Magnoliopsida; Proteales; Nelumbonaceae
Product: Tetratricopeptide repeat (TPR)-like superfamily protein
Biological process (GO): RNA modification
Molecular function (GO): RNA binding; protein binding
Source: RefSeq, a predicted model, not a curated record
CUUGAGUUUGACACACGAUCUAGAUGUCUAGAUCAAAGACUCAUUCUAAUCGCCUCUAGACUAGACUGAUCGCCCUAUCGCCUCCCAUCUUCUUCUCCUCCAGACUGAUUACCAGUGUGGUGUCUCUCCAAUACAACCAGCUUUUAGAGUUGCGCAUAAACUCCCCAAAGGGUCCCGACCUUAUACCCAAAGCUCUGCAUUUUCGCCGAGCAACGGGGAGAAGAGGGUGAACGGUGAAGGAGUUUGAUCGAGGAUCUGGGAACUACGUAACACAGCAGACCGUUAGGCAAGCGAACAACUCUCGCACCCUCCAGCAAAAUAAAAACCAUGGGCUAUCUUCGGAGAAUCAAGUCAUGGUAGUAAAACAAACUUACAGGCAUAUCCGCAAACGCCUCUCUCUCUUAACUUCAUUGGAUUUGGUCUGUGGUUACUCAUCUGUUUCAACGUUUGGCUUCUCGAAGUCCAAACCCAGGACACCCAUCUCUUCACUAAAUUCCAAAACCAGUAAAUUUCUUAUUUUCUGCAAUUCUCGGAUCACCAAAUAUGGAAGAAAUGGUGACCUCAAAGAAGCUGAAGCUAUCUUUAAUCGAAUGCCCUUUAAAAACGUAAUAUCAUGGACAGCCAUGCUCACGGCAUAUGCAGAGAAUAGAAAAACUGAGGAAGCCCGGAAAUUAUUCGAUAAAAUGCCAGAACGCAACACUGCGUCAUGGAACGCCAUGAUCACGGCUUACAUCCGAAACAAUCAGAUUUAUAAAGCUUCUGAGUUGUUCUCACAGAUGCCUGAGCGAAACCCCAUCACACAUGCUGCUAUGAUCACAGGUUUUAUUCAGGUGGGAAUGGUACAAGAGGCCGAGAAAGUGUACUUUCAAAUGCCACCAAUUGGGCGAGACCCUGUUGCUUCGAAUGCCUUACUUACUGGUUAUCUGAAGCUGGGUGAAUUAGAAAAGGCAGUUAAUGUUUUUGGUAACAUGUAUGAGAAAGACAUCGUCUCUUGGAGCUCCUUGGUUGAUGGAUACUGCAAAUGCGGUAGGAUUAUAGAUGCGAGAGAAUUGUUUGAGAAGAUGCCAGAACGAAAUGUGGUUUCUUGGACAGCAAUGAUCGGUGGGUACCUGAAAAAGGGAGAUUUCGAAGAUGGGUUAAGUUUGUUUUUGCAGAUGAGGGAGGGUAGCGUAAAGGUUAAUUCCACAACACUGACAGUAAUUUUUGAAGCUUGUGCCAGUCUAAAUAGAUUUAGAGAAGGGAUUCAGGUUCAUGGAUUGAUAUUGUCGAUGGGUUUUGAAUUUGAUGUCUUCUUAGGAAAUUCUCUUAUCACCAUGUAUUGCAGAUGCGGUUGCUUGGAUGCUGCUUACAAAAUAUUUGAACUGAUGGAGAAGAAAGACAUUGUUUCUUGGAAUUCACUGAUUUCUGGUUGUGUUCAAAAUGACAGAACGGAAGAAGCCUACAUGCUUUUCAAGAAGAUGCCAGACAGAGAUGCUGUUUCUUGGACAUCCAUGAUUGCAGGAUUCUCGAAUAAGGGGAAGAUUGAGGAAUCCGUCUCUCUGUUCAAAGAGAUGCCUGAGAAAGAUGACAUUGCUUGGACUGCAGUUAUUUCAGGAUUUGUCAGUAAUGGGGAAUUUGAAAAGGCAUUCCGGUGGUUCAUCCAGAUGCUUCAAUGUUCAAUCACACCAAAUGCUCUCACAUUAAGUAGUAUGCUUAGUGCUUCAGCAUGUUUGGCAACAUUGAACCAAGGCCUGCAGAUCCAUGCCCAUGCUGUCAAGAUGAACAUGGAAACUGAUCUAUCCAUCCAAAAUUCACUCAUUUCCAUGUAUGCAAAAUGUGGAAAUGUAGAUGAUGCAUAUCAAAUUUUCAAGGGCAUUGAUGCACCUAAUCUUGUCUCUAUAAACUCAAUGAUUACUGGAUUUGCCCAACAUGGAUUUGGGGAAGAAGCAAUAACUUUGUUCAAGAAUAUGCAGAUGAAAGGCUAUGAACCAAAUGAAAUUACAUUCUUGGGUGUUCUUUCAGCCUGUUCUCAUGUGGGGCUUGUGGAAGAAGGAUUGGAAUUCUUCAAGUCCAUGAGCACUUCAUAUCACAUUCAACCAGAUCUGGAUCACUAUACAUGCAUGGUUGAUCUUCUUGGCCGUGCAGGAUUUCUUAAAGAAGCAGUUGAUCUCAUCAACUCAAUGCCAUUCAAGCCUCAUUCAGCAGUCUGGGGUGCAUUGCUUAGUGCAAGUAGGAUCCACUUGAAUCUUGAUAUUGCAAAACUUGCAGCUCAGCAACUUAUUGAGUUGGAACCCAAUAGUGCAACUGCUUACGUGGUCUUAUCUAGCAUGUAUUCCCUUGUAGGACAAAAGAAGAAUGAGGAAAACCUAAGGAUCGCCAAGAAAUUGAAAGGGAUAAGAAAGAAUCCAGGUUGCAGUUGGGUCAUAAUAAAUAACAAGCUUAAUUUGUUUCUUGCUGGAGAUCAAUCUCAUGUAGAAUUCAAAGAGAUUAAAUCUAUGCUGAGAAUAAUUGGAGAGGAAAUAAGAACUCUCAGGUCAUAUAUCAUCAGUUAAUUCCUUCUUUAAGACUUAACCAAAUUAGAAAUCGUCCUUCACUAAUCAUAGUAAA